AUUUGCAUCUUGACCUUUUAAAGAUGGCCGGAGCCAUCUUGGCCGGUGCCGAUCCAUUUAACCAGUUAUCCUUCCAGAACAAAGUUUUUGCACCAUCGCCAACAGAGAUUUUGGUGCAGGCAUCAAACAGAGCAAAGUCUGAACCUUCACAAGGUGUUGCAGACCCCUUCCAAGCCCUGUCAUUAUCAUCCCAUUUGAACCAGAGCCACCGUAGGCGUAGAGCCCGACCAAAGCAUUCCAUAUUUUUUAUGCCGAGCCCCCCAAACUCUUUUGGUGAGCAAAUCCGUCUCCAGUUAACCAUGCAUUUGCCUCCACUAGCUUCUUCUGCAGCCCAGAAAAAAUUCCUUCUGAUCUUAUCAAUUUUCUUAAUUGCCCAGGAGCUUAGUGUCAAGCUGGUGAGGAAGUAUGUCACAAUGGCCGUCAGGACCGAGUUUGUGAGAACUAAUCUUGCUAUCUUUGUCAUUUGCUUUCCUUUCCAGGGCGACAGCUUGCUUGCGAUGCGAUCAAUCAGCACCUGCUCAUCCACCCUCUUCGGCUUACUAAAACUCAGAGGUAAUCCCAGGUAUUUGCACGGCAAGGUGCCCGUCGAGCCUCCAAAAGGCAAUAGAAUUUGUGAUAAGUCUAGUGACUCGCAACGGAUCGGGUUCACGACACAUUUCUGAAGGUUUGCACACAGUCCAGAGAUCUCACCAAACCUUUCCAGAAUGGCCUGGACUGCGACCAUUUCAUCGCGAUCAGGAUUGAGGAAAAGAGCCGCGUCGUCCGCAUAAAAACUAGCUCUCAUCCUGGCAGCUCUAUUUGAUAGGGGGGAAAGAAUGCCCAGAUCGGUCGCCCUUUGAAAAAUCCUCUGCAAGGGGUCAAGGGCCAGGAUAAAAAGCAUUGGGGCUAGCGGAUCCCCUUGUCUGAGUCCUUUCAAAUGCAUGAAUGGUCUCCCAGGCAAACCGUUGAGAAGGACUCGAGACGAAGACGAAGCCAAGAUCAAACAUGUCAUCAUCGGCUUGGAAGAGGGUUGCUUUGCAAGGGAACCAUUCCACCUCAAUUGCACAAACAUGUCAUCAUCGGCUGUCCUCCAGUUGCACGGUUUUCAUGUAAUCGACAUGAAUGUUAAUGAUGGGACUCUAAAGUUCACCACUAAUGGAGCAAUUUACGCCAUAGGAGAAGGCCCUCCUUUUUUUGCUGGUUUUGAGGAAUCUCUGCACUGAGUUGCUGCUAACUUAAGUUGCGUAGAGGCCCAAAAGAAUAUAUCUGGGUAUGCUUGUGUGCAGUGGCGGAGCUACGUUGAAACAAAACAAGGCUAUGGCCCGCCCAGGUUUGUACCAAAACAAUGAGCCAAAUGCUAAAACUGGGCCAUGCGGAUUGAAUACUUAGGCUUGAACCUCAAUUUGGCCCGCCCAAUUUAUGCGUUGUAGCUCCGCCACUGCUUGUGUGAGUAUCAACAGCAAGUGUGUAGCAGUAAACACUGUAUACAGUUAUGUUGGAUACGGCUGCAAAUGCUGAGAUGGCUUCGAAGGAAACCCAUAUAUACAUCCUAAGUGGCUGCUUAGCACGAACAACAAGCCAAACAAUGCGAUGCAAUUUUUUCUGGACAGAAAUCAGCCGGCUUGCAAAGACUUGUCAGUGCCCCCUUUGAUGGGCUAGACAAACCUGCACAAGAAGGCGAGCAUUGACUGACUUGUGAGCUCCCUGCUGUGGGACCGGCAACACGGACCACAAGAAAGUAGUCGAGUGCGGCCGAAUCAACCACAUCAACGACCUCGGGAGUCAGGUGCUUACUUUUCUUGUUCUCUGACAUUUCUUCUUACUUGGGGCAAGUCUCACCACAAAUUGCAGCACCAGUCUAGUCAUGAAAUUGGUACAUACAAGAGAAGAAGGCCUCCCAGCUGAGACAUUCACUGCACAACACUGUGAAACCCCCAAAUACAUGCACUGGGCCUCAACUGAACUUCUCAAGUGCAAUUGGGAGCUGUGAAAAGGUGUGUGUGGGUCAUGGGCAUCUUGCCGAUGAUAUAUUUAUCACUUUCUCUGUUGGUAGUCGGGUCACUAGGAAAGUUAACAGGCCACAACCCUGAAGGGAAUUGGGCAAAUUCAUCACUUGCCAUGAUCGAUGGUUGCUCGAAGAGCUGUGGCGAUCUGAGUUUCAACUACCCUUUUGGCAUUGGAUCAAGGUGCUCUCGGGAUCCAGACUUCAACCUCAUUUGCAACGACACCUCUCAGCCCCCAAGACUGUUCCUGCGCGACGGCAUCACCCAGGUGAUCGGCUUUAAUGAUCCUUUCUCGUAUUUAAACUUCAUCCAGGCCUCCUUCUCGCAUACCAUUCCCAUGCAGUCUGGUGUCAGUGUUUACAACUUGUCUUUGGAACCACCUGGGCGGUCCUUCUCUCUCUUGUCCACUGUUCUAAACAUUACCGGCUGUGAUCUGGAGAUAUACUCUGUCGGAGACGAUGCCACCACCUUGAUAUGCAGCACUGUGUGUUUGGAUCGUGAAAUCCCAGAGAUGGGGGCUAUGCACAAUUGUAAAAAUACCUCUGGAUGUUGUCGUGUUGAUGUGGACGGUAACGAGAGUUUUCGGCUCAAGUUUGUCUAUAACCACAGCAAAAGCAACAUUGAUGCACGCUCUAACCGGACCUCCCAUCUGUGGGAUAGAAUCAGCAUCACUAGUGAUGGGCCGAGUGGCUUUCUGCUAUUGUGGCAGAUAGUUGAUCAAUCCAGCUGCGUUGCUGCCAAGCAAAACAGGAGAGACUAUGCCUGCAUCGGCGAGCAUGCCAAGUGCAUUGACGGAAGCCAUGGCUACAGCUGCAUGUGCAGGACUGACUAUACAGGCAACCCCUACAUUCCAGAUGGUUGCUCCAAGCCCAACGACAGAGGGUAUAAUCCAAUUUCGAAUAAGGCUAAUUGCACCCGUUUGUGUGGUAACACUAGUGUGCCAUUCCCAUUCGGCUUAGAAGAGGGUUGCUCUGCAAGUGCACAGUUCCACCUCAAGUGCACAAAUAUGACGUCAUCACCUACUCUCAUGUUGGGGAAUGCCCAGGUCUUCGAUAUAUAUAUUGAAGAAGGGACCAUUAGCGUCACCAAUUCCAACCAACAAGGGAGAUCUGUCAUUUCUGGAAAUUUUCUGUUUCCUAUUCCUUCUGGGCCAAUCUCCUCUGUGCAAUGGGUUAUUUCUAAUCUAAAUUGUGCAGACGCCCAACGGAAUAGAUGUGAAUAUGCUUGUCUAAGUAUCAACAGUGAGUGUGUAGACGUAAGUGUUGGUAAAGUCUAUGCUGGUUACCGCUGCAAAUGCAAUGUUGGCUUCGAAGGAAAUCCAUAUAUCCUAGAUGGUUGCGCAGAUUUAGAUGAAUGCGGCAGUGAACGGGGUGGUUGUAAAGAGAUAUGCUAUAACGUUGUAGGAAGUUUCUAUUGUAGUGAAUGUCCUCACCAUACUGAGUACGAUCCAUUGAAGAUGCAGUGUAUAAAGACAAAACAACAACCUUUGCUCUUAGGUAUAACUAUUGGGCUGUCCUGUGGCUUCGGCAUUCUACUUCUGAGCUUCAGUGCAGUACUUAUCACUCGUAGGUGGAGAAGAAAUGUUCAAAAGAAUCUACGGAAGAACUAUUUCCGGAAGAACCAAGGUCUUCUCCUAGAAACACUAAUAUCAUCGGAUGAAAGUGCAAAUGAGAAUACAAAGAUUUUCUCGUUAGAAGCGCUGGAGAAGGCAACAAAUAAAUUUGAUUCUACACGUAUCAUCGGCCAUGGGGGUCAUGGCAUGGUUUACAAAGGCAUAUUGUCUGAUCAGCGUGUUGUUGCAAUAAAAAAGUCUAAGAUAAUUGAGCAGUGUGAGAUCAGUCAAUUCAUUAAUGAGGUCGCAGUCCUCUCACAGAUAAAUCACAGAAAUAUUGUGAAGCUCUUUGGAUGUUGCCUUGAAACCGAGGUUCCACUACUGGUGUAUGAUUAUGUAUCCAACGGCUCACUGUCUGGAGUUCUUCAUGCAGAUGCAAGUGAUGGUUUUUCUUUAUCCUGGGGCGAUUGCUUAAGGAUUGCAAUCGAAACAGCAGGAGCUAUAUCUUAUCUCCACUCUUCAGCUUCGAUAUCAAUCUUCCAUCGUGAUGUGAAGUCCUCAAAUAUACUCUUAGAUGUGAACUACACAGCCAAAGUUUCAGAUUUUGGCGCGUCCAGAUUGGUUCCGAUUGAUCAGACACACAUUGUCACGAAUGUGCAAGGUACAUUUGGGUACUUAGAUCCAGAGUAUUUCCAUACUAGGCAGCUGAACGGGAAGAGCGACGUCUACAGUUUUGGUGUGGUACUAGUGGAGUUGCUUCUCAGAAAGAAGCCUGUUUUUACAAGUGAAUCAGGCACCAUCAAGGGCUUGUCAAGCUAUUUUCUCCAGGAGUUCAGUGAGGGGAGAAUCAUGGGUAUUGUUAGUUCCCAGGUCCUAGAGGAGGCAACUGAGGAAGAGAUCAACGGUGUCGCCUCUCUUGCAGAGCGGUGCUUAAGUCUGCGUGGUGAAGAAAGACCCACCAUGAAACAAGUGGAGGCGGAACUGCAGACUCUACGGACAAAACGGAUGAACUCAUCUCAGCCUGAUCCGAGAAAUGGAGAACAGAUGCAAGCAAGGCCGUUGACUCGAAGGAGUAGAUCUUCUCGGCAAUUGUCCGCACAGCCAAGAGGUAGCCAACGACGCUAUAGCUUGGAAGCAGAGUUCUUGUCAUCUGCUAGCCUACCACGUUAGAUGAGGCUAUUGAGCUUAUAAUAAUGGAUAAUUUGCUUCCCUCUUUUAUGAACUGUUGCUAGAACCUGUAUUACAGGUUAGUUAGGUUGGGACUGUAAUAAGUCAUGAUUUCAGUCAUCAUGAUUGUAUCAGUUUCUCGGUUGGAAUUAUGCUUGCUGAUAUAUGUAGACUGAAUUUUGUUACCCUAGAAGAGAUGUAGUGGAUUAUAUUAGCAAUGAUUUUGGCACUCA
Molecule: messenger RNA, 4934 nt
Organism: Triticum dicoccoides
Lineage: Eukaryota; Viridiplantae; Streptophyta; Magnoliopsida; Poales; Poaceae
Product: wall-associated receptor kinase 5-like
Exons: 5
Coding region: 1987-4704 (905 amino acids)
Biological process (GO): cell surface receptor signaling pathway; protein phosphorylation
Cellular component (GO): plasma membrane
Molecular function (GO): calcium ion binding; polysaccharide binding; ATP binding
Source: RefSeq, a predicted model, not a curated record